This is a messenger RNA of Pimephales promelas (fathead minnow), 821 nucleotides long. The record is from RefSeq and is a predicted model, not a curated record. NCBI's taxonomy places the organism in Eukaryota, Metazoa, Chordata, Actinopteri, Cypriniformes, Leuciscidae.
AUGAAUGGGCCAAUUACAUCUGUCUGGGUUAUCGGCAUAUCUGAGGGCUCCCCCGGUGUAUCUAAUGGGAUCGAGUGCCAGGGUGAUGGACGAGUUCACCUCCGAGCCCUCAGCCUCUGCUUCCUCAAUGGAAGACGUGACGGCGGGAUUGAGGAGGUCCUCGAAGUAUUCCUUCCACCGUCCGACGACAUCCCCAGUCGAGGUCAACAGCCGCCCACCCCUACUGUAAACAGCAUUGGUAGGGGACUGCUUCCCCCUCCUGAGGCGCCGGACAGUUUGCCAGAAUCUCCUCGAGGCCAGCCGAUAGUCCUUCUCCAUGGCCUCACCGAACUCCUCCCAGGCCCGAGUUUUUGCCUCCACGACCACCCGGGCCGCAGUCCGCUUGGCCUGCCGGUACCCGUCAGCUGCCUCUGGAGUCCCACGAGCCAACCAGGCCCGAUAGGACUCCUUCUUCAGCUUGACGGCAUCCUUUACUUCCGGUGUCCACCACCGGGUUCGAGGAUUGCCGCCUCGACAGGCACCGGAGACCUUACGGCCACAGCUCCGAGCAGCCGCUUCGACAAUGGAGGUGGAGAACAUGGUCCACUCAGACUCAAUAUCUCCAGCCUCCCUCGGGAUCUGGUUGUAGCUCUGCCGGAGGUGAGAGUUGAAGAUCUUUCUGACAGGAGAUUCGGCCAAACGUUCCCAGCAAACCCUUACAGUACGCUUGGGUCUGCCGAGUCCGUCCAGCCUCCUCCCCCGCCAUCGGAUCCAACUCACCACCAGGUGGUGAUCAGUUGACAGCUCCGCCCCUCUCUUCACCCGAGUGUCCAAGACAUAUG